Molecule: messenger RNA, 768 nt
Organism: Hyaena hyaena (striped hyena)
Lineage: Eukaryota; Metazoa; Chordata; Mammalia; Carnivora; Hyaenidae
Gene: GNG4
Product: G protein subunit gamma 4
Exons: 4
Coding region: 170-397 (75 amino acids)
Biological process (GO): G protein-coupled receptor signaling pathway
Cellular component (GO): heterotrimeric G-protein complex
Molecular function (GO): G-protein beta-subunit binding
Source: RefSeq, a predicted model, not a curated record
CAAAGCCCGCGCGUGAGCGGCGCCCUCGGCCCGCGCGCCCACCUCCGGGUGAGCCUCAAAGCAGGAGCUCCAAAUCAGCCUCCCAUCUGACAGCCAUCAGCCGCUGCUGCCACCACCCACCUGUCGCCUGCCCGGGCCUGUCACUGCCGCCUCUCAGCAGGGGCAGAGGAUGAAAGAAGGCAUGUCCAACAACAGCACCACUAGCAUCUCCCAAGCCCGGAAGGCUGUCGAGCAGCUGAAAAUGGAAGCCUGUAUGGACAGGGUGAAGGUGUCCCAGGCGGCCGCAGACCUCCUGGCCUACUGCGAAGCCCACGUGCGCGAAGACCCUCUCAUCAUCCCAGUGCCUGCGUCAGAAAACCCCUUCCGGGAGAAGAAGUUCUUUUGCACCAUCCUCUGACCCCGUUUGUUAUGAAGUGUCUCCUUGUCCGUCCGGAAACUCCCUGGUAGAGCCCGCAUGUCCUUAGCAGUAGGGCUUCCAACCACCCCUGUCCCCACCUUGUCCCCACCCGCCCGGGCCGGUCUCCCUUCAUCCGUUUUCUUCUCUGCAUUCGAUUCCACUACUUCCUGUCAUUCUCGUGUUAUUUGCAUUAUCAGCAAAGAAAGUAGACAUUUUUGUAGCAAAUAACAAAUGCACCAAGUCCAAAUAAGUAUGAGAUUAAGGGUUUCUUUUUUUAUUUAAACAUCAAUUCGAGGAUUUAAAUACAUCAAAUUAAUACAUCCCAGUGGAUAAUUUAUUGAAAAGAGAAAAACCAGGGGUGUCUGGGUGGC